AUGUCAGAAGAACCGCAAUCGCUUCGCUCAGUAUGGCAGACGGCCGAAGACAAGCGUAGACAGAUUGAAAAUUCGUACGAUUCAAAUUCACCCGCCUACCAAGCUCUGGUCAACGCCGCCAUCGCCAGCUACGAACACUGUCUGCGCAUUCAGGAUCAAAUCGCCCUCUUCAGUCCCAAUGAAUCCCUCGAAGACAUUUCCACAAACGAUCUGCACCAUCUCCUCGCUCAAUACCGCCUCGCCGAUCUGGUCCAACGCCUGUCGUCCCAGGACCGUAAAGCCGUCCUGCAUCGCGCUCAAGACUCGUAUGACAAGUUUCUACGCCAGCUCGACUUGUACGACAUCUUGUCCUCUUCAGAUUUGAAACUGCUUGAAGAAUACCACGAGAACCCGUCCACGUUCUCCACGGCCUCGACCUCAGAUCCUGCCGCUCGUCGCGAGAGAAAAAUUCUACGUUUCAAGCAAGAGAAGGACCUCAAGCAAAAGUUACAACAUCUGCAACAAAACCCCGCCGCUAUACAAAAUGACGACGACAUGUACCGCCGUCUCCAGUUGACACAGAUUGAGUUCUGUGUCCAUCAAACUUUCCAAUCUCUUGAAUCAAUAGCCCAAGAGCUUCACAUCCUCUCAAGGGCUCCACCACCCCCACCACCAGGCCAGCAAUCUGCGCCUCCCGAUGUCAGGGAGCGUCACAAAUCCAACGAUGGCUACUCGGAGAGACUUGACGGUCCCAUGUCUGCUGGCCUCUCAGGUCCUAUGCUCAGCAAAGAUGGCAAGCCGCUUCGCCCAUUCACCCUUCUCAGCACUCGCCAAACAAUGCAGGCUGGCGUUUUCCGCCCUGACCAUAGUCUGCCUACCAUGACUAUCGACGAGUACCUCGAGGAAGAGAAACGUCGCGGCGGUAUGAUUGAAGGCGGCGGCGCCCAGUCUGGUAUCCAGCCGGAGAUUGACGAGGAUGACUUGGACAAGGCAGAUGAAGAGACGAUGAAGGCCAGAGCUUGGGACGAGUAUGUUGAGAACAAUCCCAAGGGUGCUGGUAACACUUUGAACAGAGGUUGA
Molecule: messenger RNA, 1059 nt
Organism: Aureobasidium melanogenum CBS 110374
Lineage: Eukaryota; Fungi; Ascomycota; Dothideomycetes; Dothideales; Saccotheciaceae
Product: phosphatase 2A-associated protein
Exons: 1
Coding region: 1-1059 (352 amino acids)
Biological process (GO): regulation of dephosphorylation; regulation of signal transduction
Cellular component (GO): cytosol
Molecular function (GO): protein phosphatase 2A binding
Source: RefSeq, a predicted model, not a curated record